Aspergillus sclerotioniger CBS 115572 is the source of this 1389-nucleotide messenger RNA. Its product is annotated as permease of the major facilitator superfamily. NCBI's taxonomy places the organism in Eukaryota, Fungi, Ascomycota, Eurotiomycetes, Eurotiales, Aspergillaceae. The coding region runs from base 1 to 1317 and encodes 438 amino acids. Gene Ontology annotation, molecular function: dipeptide transmembrane transporter activity; allantoate transmembrane transporter activity. The record is from RefSeq and is a predicted model, not a curated record. Gene Ontology annotation, cellular component: plasma membrane. Gene Ontology annotation, biological process: tripeptide transport; dipeptide transport; allantoate transport. The transcript has 6 exons.
AUGGCCGCCUCAGAUACCACCACCACUCUACCGACGGAGGACGAGAGAAGCUUUUCCAAAGGCUCCAAUGACUCUGUUCAACCUCUGUCGGAGAUGGAAGAAAAAGCCAUUAUCCGCCGCAUUGAUCUUUGCCUCCUUCCACUGAUGUUCUUCUCAUACUUGCUACAAUAUCUUGACAAGACCACACUGUCAUACGCAUCUAUUCUGGGCCUUUUGACUGGCACGCAUAUGACCACAGACCUAUACUCCUGGACCUCAAGUGCCUUCUACUUUGGCUACCUAGUCGCGUCCUAUCCCGUCUCCCUGGGGUUUGUCAAAUUUCCCCUCGGAAAAUACCUCUCUAUUAUUAUUCUUAACCUGCCAUGCUCAGGCAACGGCGUGGCUGCAAUUUUCGGCGGUGUCCUCGCUUACGCCAUUGGGCACGUCGAGGAUAGAUUGGGACCAUGGCAAUGGCUCUUCAUCAUCUUCGGCUUGAUUACCCUAGCAUGGUCAAUCUUUUUAUUCUUUUUCCUCCAGCCAAACCAGCGCGAACCCGCCUACCGUCGCGCACAAGCAUGCCAAAAGAGCUAUCAGAGCCGCGAAUGGAAGAAAGACCAAUUCAUCGAAGCAUGGCUGGACCCGAAGACAUGGUUUCUGUUCAUCUACAACUUCAUGGUCUCCUUACCAAACGGAGGGAUUACCAACUUCUCCAGCCUAGUCAUCGAAUCCUUCGGCUUCGACACUUUCAAUACUCUUCUUUACACCAUCCCCAUGGCCGUCGUUGCCCUCUUUUUCCUCCUCCUCAGCGCGUACUCAUGCAACCGUUUCCGCGGCCUCCGCUGUUACUGGAUGAUCAUCACGCUCUUGGUCAGCUUACUCGGUAUCCUGCUCAUGCGACAGCUUCCUACGCAUAAGAAAUGGGGCCGUUUGGUUGGCGUCUGGCUCGCCAGUGUCUUCGGUGCAGGAUGGCCACUCAGUCUGAGUUUGAUCUCGAGUAACUUUGCCGGGUUCACAAAGAAGAGUGCUGUCACGGCCAUUCUGUUCAUUGGGUACUGUGUGGGCAAUAUUGCUGGCCCGCAGCUCUUCAAGACCAAUGAGGCACCAAGGUAUCAGACUGCGUUUGCAGCUAUUCUCACGUGCUUCUGCAUUGGAAUCGUCGAUGUGAUCGCGCUGCAGGCGUACAUGAUGUGGGAGAAUAAGCGGAGAGAUAGCAAGCAGGGCCGGACGAUUGAGCCCGAGUCUCCCGAGCUGGAAGAUGCCGUUGGGUCGUACUCGGAGCAGAGUGGGACAGGCGACAUGUCGGAUUGGCAGAACGAGAACUACCGGUACUGCCUGUAGACGGCAUUAUUUAUAGGCGAAGGUUACUGGAAGAUAGUAUAUUUCACAUUUCAGGAUUAAAAGUCGGAUACA